Molecule: messenger RNA, 1409 nt
Organism: Solanum verrucosum
Lineage: Eukaryota; Viridiplantae; Streptophyta; Magnoliopsida; Solanales; Solanaceae
Exons: 4
Coding region: 305-850 (181 amino acids)
Source: RefSeq, a predicted model, not a curated record
ACACGAAUUUUCUCUUUUAUUUUUUUUCCAAUUAAAAAAGUUAAAUUAAAUUAAAUUAAUAUUAUAAAGUUUUGAUAUUUUUCUCUUUCAUCUUGUAUUAUAAAAAGUCAUAGAGCUUCUCCUUAUUAUCCUUCGUUACUCUUGUCUAAAAAGACUGGCCGUUUCUUCUCUAUCUCUCUCUUUAAUUAUAAAAUUCUUCUUUGGAAAAUUCUCCUUUCAGAGGAACCAGUUUCUUCACUUUUCUGUACAGCUUGCUCAAGUGUUUUUUUUGUCAAUUAGAUCUUAUUAUCAAACCAGAGAGAAGAUGAAUCACUGUGCAAUUCAACAAGGUGCUUUCGCAGCCUGUGAAGACAUGUGGAGCUCCGUUUCUUCAAUUUCUGAUAAAAAGGACGCCGUUGUUUGCCCCAAGCCACGGCGUCUCGGCCUUUUGAACGCCACCAUAACCGAACCUAUCAGACCUCUCAGAUGGCAUGUUAGCCAUCAGCAAGAGCUAUGUGAUUCCAGAGCUGGAGCUGAGCUAUUGGACAUCAUCCUCGCGAAGGGUGGUGGUGGUGCGGAUCAAUCAUCUGCUGCACAGGUAGCCUCGUCGCCCCCAUUUUUUUGUGGGUCACCGCCGAGCAGAGUAUCUAACCCAUUAAUUCAAGAUGCACGUUUUGGUGAUGAGAAGGUCACCCCAGUUUCACCACGGGCAAUUCCUAUACCAUCCGGACUGGCUUCGUCCCCAUCCACAUCCACCAGAAAAGGUGGAUGCGUGAGGGCGAAUUUUGGCAACAAUCCAGCCGUUAGAGUUGAGGGCUUUGAUUGCCUCGACAGGGAUCGCCGUAACUGCAGCAUCCCUGCCCUGGCUUAAUCAAACCCUCGAAAUCCAAAAUCCGAAAUCCGUUUCAACAGAAGAGAAGAGUAAAUAUAGAGGUAAUUUGAAGUUCGUUUUCACAAAGAGAGUAAUCAACCUUUGGUUUUUAGCAUCACCAGGAGGAGGAGAAACAGGAAUUUUGAAAAUGAUAAAAGGAUCCUUUUUGCCUAAUGUAAAUAUUGUUUAAAAGGGUCUGUUAAGUGUCUGUAAGUAAAAAAAUGAGAGUUGUGUUGUUCUUAACCCAAGUAAAUAAUUAUGAGAUAAAAAUUAGGAGUUGUUCUAGUAAGGUGGGUAAAAACCCUCUUGGAGAAUGGUAUUGUAAGUAUGAAGAAGUUUGAGGAGAAAAUUUUUAGGAUUUUCUGUCCAUUUUGGGGUGGUUUAGAAAUGUCAAUAUGGGCGGCUUUGAUGAAGAGAUUAAAAAAAUGAAGGAAAAAACCUUUAUUAGUUGUUGAGUGGAGUCAUGGUUGUAGUCAAUUCACUUUUUUGUAAAUAUAUGAAAAAAAUAUGUACAAAUAUCCUUUACGGCUUAUAUGAUAUGAUCAUUUUGUUGCGUAAA